Molecule: messenger RNA, 4273 nt
Organism: Ctenopharyngodon idella (grass carp)
Lineage: Eukaryota; Metazoa; Chordata; Actinopteri; Cypriniformes; Xenocyprididae
Gene: dusp28
Product: dual specificity phosphatase 28
Exons: 3
Coding region: 609-1079 (156 amino acids)
Biological process (GO): protein dephosphorylation
Cellular component (GO): cytoplasm
Molecular function (GO): MAP kinase tyrosine/serine/threonine phosphatase activity
Source: RefSeq, a predicted model, not a curated record
CUUUCUUUCUUCUGUUAAAAUAAAAUAAAAUGAACAUUGAGAGGGUUUUACAUACAAUGACAAUGAAUGGAAAUUAUUCCUUUAAAUUCGGAAUGCGCGGUCCAUUAGGUGGCGCUACGAUCCGAUUCCUAUAAAUAAACAGAAGAAGAGCUCUUUAUAUAUAACGUUAUAUAUAUAUUUAGCGAGGGUAGCGAUGAUUGACAGUUAAAUGGGCGGGGUCAGUUAGCUGCAUGUGCUUUCACAGCACGUUUGACGUUUUCCCUGCCAUAGGGACUUUUGUGACAGCGAGGAUGAUGAGUCUCUGACACAUCCGCUUCGAGGAUCAUCCCUACGCUCAAUCUGUAGCUCACCAUACUUGUCAGUGUAAUGGCAUUAAGGUGAAACAUCUGACCCUUCCCCUUGCUGAUGCAGUAGAUAUAUAUAAUACUUUAGUAUCUCACAUAUGCAUCUGUUAUAAUAACACUAGUAUUUACAGAACUUAAUAUAUAAAACAUGUGGGACAUGUGGGACUCAGUGGAUCUGUGAUUAUGAUGGUAGUUCAUAACUUAUGUUUCUUCAAGAUACAUACACAAAUAUAUAGUCACAUAUAUGCUGGCAUAUAGUGAGAAAUGCUGCAGUUGAGCACAGUUACAGACUGUCUGCUAAUCAGUAAUGCCCGGUCAGCCUGUAACAAUGAUCUCCUCCAGAAGGAGGCGGUCACUUUCUGUAUCAAUGUGUCAAAGCAGCAACCCUUUCCCUCAAUGCGGGUCAGCACAUUGCGUGUACCUGUUUAUGAUGACCCUAAUGAAGACCUGUACAAGCAUUUUGAUCGCUGUGCUGAUGCCAUAGCAAGCGAGGCAGCAAGGGGAGGCCGCACCAUUGUGUACUGUAAGAAUGGACGCAGUCGUUCAGCUACUGUCUGUGUGGCUUAUUUAAUGAAGCACCAGGGUCUCACCCUAACAGACGCCUUUCAGGUAGUAAAACGAGCCCGAUCAGUUGUUGAGCCCAACCCAGGAUUUUGGACUCAGCUGGAGCGGUAUGAACAAGAGCUGAAGAUCAGGAGGUCAGCCAGCCGCAGAUCCAACCCUUCUCCUCCUUAACUUUAUACCAACAUUUUCUGACACUACAUUCUCAACCUUCUGAGCUAGACCUGUUAAUAUAAUGCUUGAUAAUAGCUAAGGCCUUAGACCCUUCACUGUUCAAGCUUACUGCAAAUGAUCAAUCUCUUUAAGUAAGGAUAUGUGCCUUAAAUUAUUAUGCUCAGGUUAUGACAUUUAUUUGCAUUUUUAAAUUUGAAAUGUAAUCAAUUUUUUAAUUGAAUUAUUAUCCUUAGGUUCAUAUCCCUUGCUUGCAGUAUGAGCAGGCUAUCAGUUUAUUGCCUGUAAAUGAUGCUCCAGCCUUAUUGUUUUAUUGAUGUUUUUACUAGAUUUUUUUUUUAUUUGGCUAACAUAUAUAUGUUUAUAAAUUAUAGAUUAUAUAAGAAAUAUAAUCAUCAUAGGUACCACCCUACAUUUUGGCCAACAGAUUGAUUGUUUGAAGAAAGUAAUUUUAUGCCCAGUUUCACAGACAAGGCUUAAGCCUAUUCCCAGACUAAAAUGCAUGAUUGAGCAGUCUUAACUGAAAGCAACUUGCACUGACAUAUCUUAAAAUAUGUCAGUGCCAUUGUUGUGUCUCAAGAUGUACACCAGUAAUGUUUCUUUAAGGUACAUUUAUAAAAUCUACUUAAAUGUCCUAAUUUAACUGAAGCCUAGUCCUGGCUUGGUAUAAGCCCUGUCUGUGAAACAAGGCCUUAGGUUAUUAAGGCUAGAUUAAGGCCCUUUGGAAGGCCUUUUUCUGUCUUUUCUGCCACAAGCGUCCCUUUAACAAACCUAGAAAACCUCCAAAUUGCUAGAAACACUACAAUUGUACAUUAUCCUGCUAACUGUUAUCGCAGUAGGAUUUUAUUUAUUUUCCAUAGAAAAGUAAAGACAAAUGCUUAAAUAAUGUUUUUAUAUAAUUGUGUGUGCUUUUCAGACCAACACAACCAAAAAACGAAAGUAGUUCUUUCACCUCACCCCUCAGAGACAAGUACUUAGAGGUCUGUUCAUUUAAAAAUGUUAUUUGUCUUUAUUGUCAGCUGCCUUUUUCUAUGCCAUAUCGCUUUACCCGCUAUGAUUUUGUUUUGAAUAGGAAUAGGGUAUGUUCACAUGACAACAAUGUACUAAAAUCUGCAAAGUUUUUCCUUUGCAUUUUUGAAAAGUUACAUGUACAGACAACAACGUUGUCAAAACGAUCCCCGUUCAUGCGUAUCUGUGAAAACUAUUAAAAACGCUGUAUUAGCCCGAAAAAAGUGUAACGCCUGCUAACGCUGUGGUAUGCAGGGAAGGAGACCAGAGGCUGUUUCUUUUGAACUAGAUGUCAAAGGAGGAAAGACUUCACUUUGCUGAAUAAACCGCUUCUGUGAGGAAAUAGCUUAUCAUUUAAUGAAUCGACGAUUUUUGCUCUUAAACAUUCAUUUUGGAUUGAUCUAUUUUUAGUUCACACCUGAAAAAAAUGCUGUUUUAUAAGAGAAGUCACAGACAAUUGUCUGACAGGUAUUAUUCAGUUUAUAGAACUUGUCAUUCAUUUCUAUGGUAUCCGCAAACAGUGACUGAUUGUUGCACAACUCUAAACGAAAUGACGUCAAGGCUUUAAUGUGAUUGGUUGUCAAGGCACACAUGAUCCAAGUUAGCCGCUUUUUCCAAUAGAGCGGUGGAACUAUGAUGUCACUUUGUUAGCCAAUCAGCAGUUAGCAAUUAGCAUCACACUGGUUCACUUGAAAAAAACCCAAUAGGAUUUUCCCAUAGACUUUUGGAUUAUUAUAUAAGUUCUAUGAUCAACAAAACUUUAUGAUACUUGCACGUUUUUUCCAUCAAGAUAAUUUUCACAGAUGAACACAACUUUUAUGAAUUUGAAAACCUAAAUGCAGUUGCCAGAAGCAAAAAGCUAAAGGUAGGCAAUGAGCGAACUACACCACGGUCGCACAAGUUCAGCGUCACCACCACUAAGCUUCCGACAACUCUUUCAGUCUUUAUCUAAAGACAUUUUCCCUGAAAGUUUGAAUUAGAAUAGUUUGUGAGAGCGCAGUUAUAAGCAUAAUGAGGCUGUAAAAGCGGACUGAGCUUACCUGUUCAGCAUGAUGACAUUUAAUGUCGCCGACAGCCUUUGUAGUCCGAUUUAGCCACAACCGUCAUUUUCAAGACAUGUAACAGCUUAAAAAAAUCACAGGUAGGUUAAUACUGAUGUAUUUUAGGUUGUAGAAUAAAACCACGGACCUUAUUUCAGCCAUUUAACCAAAAACCCAUUCAAAAAACCCAUUGACUUUUGACGAUGGAACCGGAAGUGCUAAAAUGCUAACUCGCUCCCGGGUUUUGGCCUACAAAAAUGCGUCAUAGUUCCACCACACUCCAUGAACCCUCGUAUCUCCCAAUAAUAACACCAUCUCUGACACGUAAUACAGAUGCGCAUGAUGACCGUUUUCACAAAUUUGUGUUUCUGUAGUUUACACGGAGAUGAUAAUUUUCAAAAGCUUGCACUUUGAAACCUGUUUUUAAAAGUUUGCAUUUCAGGCCCCCAUAAUGCCAUUGCCAUGUAAAUAAAUGGCCAAAACGCAUACAUUUUUUUCAGUUUUUACUUGUAAACGGUGUUGUGUAAAUGGCCCCUCAGUAUCUGUAAUUGUCUAUCCUCAGGAAUGUCCCCAGUGCACGUUGUUUUCUGGGGCGAUUGUAUGCUUUGCUGUAUUUCACUGAUGUCAAGUGAAAAACUAACAAAAAAUUCCUAAUGUUCAUCUUUUCAAAUUUCUUAAAUCAAUUAACAAAUAUACUGUUGUAUUGUAUUUUAGAAUGUCUCAAAUAACACUAUAUAUUAAUCCCUAUCAUAUAAUACAGUAUAUUUAUUACUCUUUUGUGUUACCCAAUAAAUGAAAUAAAUUAUGAGACUAUACAAGUGUGUGUUCAUUUUAUAUCCUCAUUAAAACACAAAAUGUGUAACAUUUGUCUACUUGAACUCCUUAUUUACUAAAUGACAGCCUGAUUUCCUUAAACAUGCAGAUAACAGGGAAAUAAGACCGGCUUUCAUUUAUGUGUUUAUUAAAUGUCAAUCUCUAUAUCUGAAGAACUAUAGGGAGUACAUUGUUUUUUUCUGAUUUAUAUUUUCUUUGAUAGGCAGAACGGGGUAAAAAAUAAGGGGUCUAAACUUUAUCCCACCCUUGACGAACACUAUUUAUCCAAUCCAAAUAGCUGGACACUUUAGUGUAGAUGCCAAGUUUGUCUCUCUG